UGGUAGGAGAAGCACCAGGAGAUUUAAGCCGGGUCUCCGGGGGACCAGAGCAGUGUGUUCUGAGAGUUCAAAACACUUGAGAGAACUGACUUAACCCCUUGGCUUACUCCUUGAAUAAGCACCAAACUGAGAGAGCCUGGUAGCUGCCCAGCUAUAGUCUGCAACAAACAAGGGUAGUUCCAACCUGAGUGUCUGUUGAUUUUUCCACUUACGUUAAUGAAUAAGGCAGAAGUGAAAUAGCAAAAUUGUAUGUUGGAACUUUACAUGUUUGUCAAUGACUUAAGCAACUUCUUUCCUAAAUCAGAGAAUAGCUUACAAAUACUGGAAGGCUAUUUCCUCAUAUUUUUUUGUGCCCACAAUAUAACAGCUACAGAUACACUUUUAAGUUAAGUCUGCAUCAUUAACAUUUUCUCUAUCACUUUAGUCUAGACAGUCAACAAAACAAUAAAUCAAGGCCUCACUUUUGGCAUUUGCUGAUUUCCAUGGUAUACAUAACUCUCAAGUAGCUGGUUUCAAGAUAGUGACCAGCGUGAAGUUCCUGAACACGCAGAGAAGAGAUACGCAACAGCAGUACGCUGUUGUAUGGUGUUUCUACCGCAUAGAAGCAAAUAUCCUCAGGGUAUAGAGAGGAGUAAAACGUAAUUAAGAAGUGAUGAGUUUGGGCUGUUUAUUAACUUUGUUUUUUAUGUAAUUUAAUUGUAAGUUUAGAUAAUUUUUAAUGGUGAUUGUGUUUAACAACUGGCUUGUAAAGUGCCUGAAAAUUUAACAAUUGGAUCUUGUGACCUUUUUUGCACUGGCUCCAGCAUACCCCUGGGUCACUAAUUCUUUCUUGGCCCGCUGUUUCCAAAUAAAUAAACCUCUCUGCUUUGUUAACUACCUGGUGUUAAAAAAAAAAAAAUUCUCAUUUUAUCCCAUGAGAUGGGGAAGGGAAGACUGGGGUCAAGUGCUGUCCCCCGUCUGAGCGUUGCUGGCCGGGGGACGGCCUGAUUUUAGGUGAAUGGUUCACACUUAGGAAGUUUGUGAGGCUUCACUGUGAAGGGGAGGAUUGAAGCCUGAGGGUUUCUCGAGAGCCUUCCCUGCUGUUUGGGCCAGCUCACUGCUGUCUUGGCACAAUCUUGGGAGAGUCAUUUUACUCGUGUUUGGGGGGAGAUUGAGUGACACAUGGAACAGGCCACAUUACGGCUAGUUUGUAGCAAGCAGGAAAGGGGAGAGAAGAACCCUCCUCACCCCAAAUCCUUCCUUUCCUCUUCUUUUUUCCUUUCCUGUUGUCACCCAUCACAUUCCCUGAUGUCAUUCCUGCCAUUGUGAGCUGACAGGCUCUCCAGCCUGCUGGACAGCCCGUCACUAAGCCCGGGAACUGGCUGGAUGUCUAUAAAGGAUCUACCACUGUGAUCCUUGGGGUGACCUCCUCGGUGCCCUCCUUGCCACUCCCCAACGUCCUCCUGAUGGCCAACGUCACCUGGCCCCAGGGUCAGUCUUCCACCCGGGGCAUACCUGGUUGUGCUCCAGUCAUCACCCUCAGCAGGAUUCUCCCUCUGAAGUAUGUGGAGCUACGAAUCUGUGACCGGCUCCAACGCAUCCUGAGGGUUAGGACAGUGGCUGAAAAGAUCUACUACCUGAAGCUCCACGAAGAACAUCCAGAGGCAGUGUUUCAAUUCUGGAUCCGCCUGGUGAAAAUUCUGCAGCAAGGUCUGUCCAUCACCACCAAAGACCCAAGAAUCCAGUUCACUCACUGCCUAGUGCCCAAGAUGUCCAGCAGCUCCACCGGAACAACACCAGAAAGCAGCCUCCCAUCAUCCUCCCAGCCCAGUGAAAGCUUCAUGCUGUUGGCAGCCGAGCAGACCAGUGGCAGUUUCUCACAUCUCGCAGGAAGGUCCCAGCUCCCAGCAGACAGAAACACCGAUCCUGCCACUGAAGUAGACAAUUCCGACAGCUGCCACAAGACAGUCUCGCCUGUGGUUUCUCCGAUCAAUAUGAAUGUACCCAUGAGAGCGGUCUUGAGUCACAGCCUCUGGGAACAAGACAAUCCAGAUGAGCACUUCCUUCAGACUCCUGUAGCCAGUUCCCUAGGACAGAACUUUUUGGGACCCUGACACUUAGCCAAAAUGGGGUGCUCUUCCCUGGCUUCAUUCAGUGCACUUGCUACAACCUCCUAUAAUGCUGUUUUCCCACUGUGGGCCAAAUUACCAUGGGAGAGGUAAGAUGGUGUUUAUAACAAAGUGCUUCUGUCCUUCCACCAAUAAACCUCCAAGUAAGUCUUUAAUUGCUGUCGGCUGUGCCGUGGGGGCUCCAGGCUGGGCAAGGAAUGAUUAGGAGCAGCAGAUCACUCCUUGUGAAAAUAAGUGGGAAAAAUGUUCUGUCUCUGCUCAAUUGAAACCCUAAAGCAGCCAAGAAAGCUAGUCCAGAGGAAAGGGCCUAGGGAGAAAUCCAGCUUCCUCUUUCAGAGGGGGAGGGUGGGGGACCGGGCUGGGCUGCUACAAGCCCAAAGUGAAAGAAAUCCUGAGAAUGCUAGUGACCAACUGGAAGACACCUUUGUGUUGCCCGCUUACCUCGUGCAAGAAAUUGAGUCUUUAUCGCCCCACUCCCUGUGUUAGGGUAAAGCUAUAAAGACUCACCCUGGGCCGUGCAAACUUUGGUUGCUAAGGAAGACAUGGCUUCUGGUAAGGAAGAUGGUGACCACCCAUCAAUGAAAGUCCUAAUUGACUCUUCCUACUCAGGACCUAAUGAAAGCAAACUGGAAGCACAGUGUCUGUGUGUAUCAGGGAUGGGGCAGGAGCUUUGGCCAGCCUCCGGACAAGUGGGGAAUAUUUACUUGGAGGAUACUACCACAACAUUCAAUGAGUAUUUAUUGAGCUCCUGCUAGGUGCCAGACACUGUGCUCAAUGCUGGGUAUAUUAGAGAGAACAAGACAGAUGGACAGUUACAUGCCUUUAGGAAAGGUAUGGGAGGGAUACCGAACCCUAUUUUGGAGACACAGAAAGGCCAUUAAGGUUGCCAUGAUGUUUGAGCUACUUGGUCUGCAAAUAAAGGCUGGAAGGACGUGUUUUCACACUGUAGGAAAUAUAUUGAUGGAGGGAGAAAGAAUAUAACUACCCUCCCCUUGUACAUGCGCAGUUGGGCUGAGCAGUAAAUCCUAUUGGGUCAGAAAAGAUAUCUAAGCUGAGAGGACACCUAAUGUUCGUGGGUUUCCUCCUGCCUCCAAUAAAAAUACUAACAAAACAAAUUUCCUUUCCCCAUGUCACAAUCAAAUAUGGUGAGCAUUAUUGUUGCUGGUGAGAGACAUCUAGAAGCUGAACUUAGAAGAGGCUAAUGUGAAGGGUGACCAUACUUCCCAAGUUAUGCCUAUUGUCCUAGUGUCAUUAUUAAAAUGUACCCAUUCCACUCUCAAAAGUUUCCCUGUAUGAAUGGUAAAUCAUUCUACUAAUAAGGUGUGUUUAAAACAUUUAAGAGAUCUCCACCUCCACUUCUAUUGUCUUGGUUUAAGCUUCCAUCAACUCUCUUUAGACUAUUGUGAUAACCUCAAUUGGUCUCCCAGACUCCGUCAUCAUUAUAACAAUAAUAGCUGACUUGAUUGGACACUUUUAUGUGCCAAGCACUAUGCUCAGACUUUAUAAAGGUCGCUUAAUCCACACAACUCAUUGGGAGGUAGAUAUUCUUAUUAUCACAUUUUCCAGAUGAUGAACCUGAGCCAUAGAGAGGUUCAAGAACUUGCUUAAGGUCAUUGAGGUAGUAAGUAGCAGAGCUGGGAACUGAACCCAGUCUGUCUAACUCCAAAGUCUGUACUCUUGGUGGCUCUCUGAUUUCUUCCCAAUGCAUUUUCUUUCCAUACCUCUAAUAGAGCAGUCUUUCUGAAACAUAAAUCUGACUAUAGCUUCCCUUUGAUAAAACCAAACUCUUUGAUAUAAAUGACCAAGCCUAUUUCUCCAGCUUCUUCACUGGCCACUGCUCCCCUUAAACCUCAGGUUCCCACCAUACCCAAGUUCUGGUGGUUUCUGUAAUGCACAUGUAUUUAAAUACUGCAAGGAUGUCACAUAUCCUUCACUUUACCCAAAUAACUUUCCUUGUAUUUUCUACUAUUGUUUUCAUGAUACUUGCCCUUACUGAUGGAGUUCUUCCAUGCUACCACGGUACCCUGCAUGCCUGUAUUAUAGCAUUUCUCACAUCAUUGUACUUAUUUGUUUACGUGUCUAUCUCCUCCAUGGGACUAUGAACACUUUGAGAAUAGAUACCAUUUUAUAUUAGUUAGAGUUCUUUGAUGGCCAAUCCAGUAAGAAAAGCUCUAAUUUAAAUCAAAAAGAAUUGAUUGGAAGGAUAGGGGUUUGCUCACAGGAUCAAAGGGACAGCUGAAGAGCCAGUCUUAGAACAGCUCUGGGGAUUCAGGUAGGAGUGGCUAAUUGACCAUCUCAUCAAACCCUGCAGCAGGCUGGGUUGUUUCAGCAAAGGAAAUGGAGGGGUAUUACAAAACAACAACAUGGGGAAUGAAUGUCUGGCGGCUGAUAACAAAUGUCUGUCACAGGCUGACUCUUUGUUCUCUGUUGGAAGAGGCACUCUGCCAUGGGCCUCAGGCACCUCUGCACGUCCUUGCUAAGUAUGUCAGAUUUCAACGCCUGAUUGUCCUCUGACCUGGAGCUGUUUCUGUAGCUAGUCACAUAGGCAAUUAAGUAGGUCAAGGUGACUACUGCAUGACUACCUUACGACCACAUGCUCUCGGGGAGAGGGUGCUGGUUUAGUUACUGUUUGGUUACAGUUUGUUGAGCCCUCAGCCCUGGCUUCCUUAGCUGUAUGCAUCCACUGUGUGCAUGGCCCUCAUCUGGGCCCAUUGUGUUGCCCUGAGGGACUUGGGGUCAGGGCUGCUGGUAUCACGAUGCUGAUGCUCCUGCUGUUUGCUGUGUUAGUAACGAACUGUCUUGCUUUGACCCGCUGCAACUCAUUGUCUGCUUUGAGCUCCUUUGGGAUUGUGGUAAGUCACUCUGCUGGCUUGCUCAGUCAUUUUCUUUGGAGAAUUGUUUCUCCUUGCCAUCCUUCAUGAGACCUGGGUUCUCUGACACUGUCCAAACCCACAUACACUCUUAUUCUACAACUUUUUUCACUAUUAAAAGUAAUCUCCUACUAACAUUAUACCUCUAUUUUGGGGGAAAAGAUCUCUUUACAGAGAAAACAUGAAACUUCCUCAGUUACUGCAUCCAUUUCCAAAUCUGGGUUCACUGGGCCUGUCCAUUCGUCCCCUGGUUUGUUGAUCCCUUCCCUUCAUAUUCCAGAGCUUCUAGACCAAAUGGUUAAUUGAAUAGCCACAAACAUACCUUAUGUACAAAAAUGAGAGAAGGAGUAAUUUAAAUUGUAUGUAUUACUGCAAAGAAAGAAAUGUGAGUGGGAGUUUUAGUUCUUGUUUCUGAAUCUUGGUGACAAGGCAGUAGCUAGUGUUUAUGACUCCCUUCCUCUACAACCCAUUCCAUAUACUCUUUGCUCUGACCAGCGCCUCAGCUGGUUGGGGUUCUUAUCCUGGUAGGGAGACCACAAACCUUCAUUCCUGGAAAACCCAAGGCCUGAUGGUCUUGCACGUGUAGAGUCACGUGCUCUUCUGUUAACUAAGCAGGUGCUAUAAAAAGGCAUCUCAGGGAUUAUCUGGGUUCCAUUCCUACUCCUCCUUGCCCCCACCUUGUAGAAGCAACUCUUUUUGCCUUCAGUAAGAGUCAGUCCACUCCUAACAGCUCCAGAACCCCCUUUUAUACAUAAGCACUAUGUUCCCCUAAUGGCAAGAGGAGCCCAAAAUGGCAGCAUCAGGCUCGGUUUUCAUUCAGUGGAAUGAUUUUUGUUGGCCCUGGUGGAAUUGUUUCCACCCUUCGGUAUUAAAAUCUCCAAACUUCAGACAUGCUGGUUAUGAAAUUUUUUCGUACAACUCUUUCUUAGCAAACUCCUGAAGGACGUACUCUGUUAAAAUGAAGUAAACUCAGAAAGAGGAAAACAUGGACCCAGAAAAGAGAUGGGUUCAAUGAGCAAAGAAGUGAAGAGACAUGCAGGAUGCUGAAGGGAGAGCCCACAAUGACAGCAUAGCAGUCAGGGCUUAUUGGAGCAAAGAGGGGACUCUGCUAAUACAUCUUCACAAAGGUCAAAUUGGUGGGAUGCCUCAUAUGUUUAGAGUUACACAUAUGGCAGAAUUUAGGGGUGUAUUAGGAAUAGGUAUACAAAACCAAGCAAACAAAAAGGUGACAAAUUAUUAACUCCAAGAGGAAAAGUUGUACAAAAAAGAAUAUGUCAAGUAUAUACUUUAUGAUUAUUCAUAAUACUUAAACAUGGAAUAUAGAUUUAAUCAAAGAUAACAAGAACUAUAUUUGG
Molecule: messenger RNA, 6333 nt
Organism: Equus quagga
Lineage: Eukaryota; Metazoa; Chordata; Mammalia; Perissodactyla; Equidae
Gene: GARIN1A
Product: golgi associated RAB2 interactor 1A
Exons: 5
Coding region: 1446-2093 (215 amino acids)
Cellular component (GO): nucleus
Source: RefSeq, a predicted model, not a curated record